UUCCCGGGAUAGGACGCUGUCUUUCCCACAUUGUACGUGCUUUGCAUACGGGUGCAUCUGGGGCAUUGCAUCAAAGGGGUCUAGCAGGCGGGCUGGGAGGCAUCAUCAUCACAACGGAGGCACUGCAUCGAUUUCCAAGGGGAGCCUUUCGGCGGUUUGCAGUACAAAAUGGUCAGCGGGAGGGAGGUAGCUCCGGCUUUUGCCAAGCCAGCUAGUUUUGUUCUAAUUGCAGCGGGCGACUUGGGAGUUGUUUCUUUCUUUUCUUACUGGGCCUUUCUUUUAUAUUCCCUUCUUCCAGCAGCACUCAUGAGAUCACGAGUACGAUGGGCGGCUUUUCUCUUUUUCUUUUAUUUUAUAUUCUUUAUGCAUUGCUCGGUACAUAUGUGCUUGGUGUAUCUUUCUAGCUCACACUCCGAGCUAGUCUUGGUCGUUUUUGUACAUUCUUCAGGACGCGGGCGGCAGCUGCUGCGGCUUCUAGGCCGGCCAAUGUGACAGGAGUGCAUCGACACUCAAGAAAACAGCGAGGGUGCUCAUAGCGAGCGCUUCUGGAUAUCCUGGAAUAUAUUGGUGCUGUUGAAC
Messenger RNA from Colletotrichum navitas, 579 nucleotides. RefSeq lists its product as uncharacterized. The coding region runs from base 169 to 492 and encodes 107 amino acids. NCBI's taxonomy places the organism in Eukaryota, Fungi, Ascomycota, Sordariomycetes, Glomerellales, Glomerellaceae. The record is from RefSeq and is a predicted model, not a curated record. The transcript has a single exon.